UAUUGUUCUUUCUGCACCGAAAACUCUGUGUUCUCCAACUUCCAACUGUGUUCUCGACUAUUUCGUUUGUAAAAGUACGUGUUUUGCAUUGCUACGGCUACGAAAACUGUUCGUUUGCAACAAACCGAAGUAAUGCCGUCCGUUUAUCUGGGUGUGCAUUUGCCGUUCAAGCCGUAUCACAAGCUGAAGGUGGAUAAUGUCGAUCUGGGUGGUCGAACAGAAACGCUACGUUCGGAGGCGGCCAAACUAAUUAAGGACAAUGUUGCGGCGGAUGAUUUCGAAUUGGUGUACUGUGGCAGUCUUCUGAAAACCGGUGACAUACUGCAGAACAAAGGCAUCAGCGAUGGUUCAAUGAUACACGUCAUACAGAAACGUCGCGAACAGGACGUUCCUCCAAAUGAACAGAAGCAACAAGAGGAUCGAGAGCUUACCGAAGCAGAAGUACAGGCCGUUUUAUCGAUAUGGCGCACGGUAGAUUCUUCCAACUUCCAGAAGGUACGACAGCCCGAGUUCAUGAAGAACGUGCUCGAUGCUUACCCGGCGAUACGGCGCAAUCUGUUCGUGCUUACGCUGCUGAAAGACCCGAUACUGCUCUCCUCCAUGCAGCAACCGGAAACUAUACGCCGGGUCGCACCGAAACAUCCGGUGCUGCUCGAAGCAUCACGCACGAUCGUACAACUACUCAACUCCAAGAUGAUCUCCAAGGUGGCCAACUGUCAUUUGUCCGCACCGCUAGACAGUGCGCUCGACGAUCCACUGUCCGAUUCGUCCUCGAGCGACGAUAACACCGUUUCGCCAACUACUUCGGCUGCGCCACCCAACACAAUCCGCCGCAUUACGGCCGACAAUCUUGCGUCCGCACUGGCAUUUGCUGGUUCGCGUGGUUCGUAUAAUUCACUGUCGAACAUCUCGCAGCGCGAUGCGGACAGUCGUGCCAAUCAGUCGGACCUCGCAACCGAUGGGUCAACCAUUGCCGGGACCGACGCCAACCUACCUUCUACUUCAUCGGCCACUAGUAGCCAACCUACCACCUCAAACAAUGCUGCUAAUGGACGGAUCACAUCCAGCAUGCUACUGGAUGCAAUUUCGUUGAUGUUCGAACAGCAACGGGGUGAACAAGCUGCCGGGUCCGGGUCUACAGGUGGUAACACUGCCCUUGCCAACCAACAAGGAACGACACUGACCGGAUCUGCUCCAACGGUUGAACCGAUGGACACGAGUCCCGCCACUGUUAGCACCGUCCCAGAGCCAGAACCAAUGGGCAACGAUCUGGGAGCACAAACACUGUCUCAGCAUUCAACACUGGCGGCCAGCAUCGGACAGUACCGGCGGGAGCUGGAUACGAUGCGCGAGAUGGGCCUAACCGACACGGAAACGAAUUUGCAGGCACUGAUAGUGUGCAACGGGAAUGUUGAAUCGGCCAUCAAUCUCGUUUUCGGUGGCAUGAGCAAUUGAUCGGUGGCGGUAGGCUAUGUGAUUAUUGAUAGGUACGGUGUGUAUUUAAAACUGUAACUCAUACCGAGAGAUGCAAACACAAAACUCUAGCAGAAACCUGGUGGUGUGCUUUAUGCUUGCUGAAUGCUUGUAAAAUAAAGAAAAGCAACAAGAUUGAAAAAGAAUAUAAUGCUUCGGAAGCAAAUAUAAAACAUUAAUUUUCACACCAA
Anopheles moucheti is the source of this 1664-nucleotide messenger RNA. RefSeq names its product ubiquitin-like protein 7. Gene Ontology annotation, cellular component: cytosol. NCBI's taxonomy places the organism in Eukaryota, Metazoa, Arthropoda, Insecta, Diptera, Culicidae. The record is from RefSeq and is a predicted model, not a curated record. Gene Ontology annotation, biological process: ubiquitin-dependent protein catabolic process. The coding region runs from base 133 to 1455 and encodes 440 amino acids. Gene Ontology annotation, molecular function: polyubiquitin modification-dependent protein binding. The transcript is spliced from 2 exons.